Molecule: messenger RNA, 774 nt
Organism: Triticum turgidum subsp. durum (durum wheat)
Lineage: Eukaryota; Viridiplantae; Streptophyta; Magnoliopsida; Poales; Poaceae
Source: the annotation of a GenBank genome assembly
AUGAGAACGCCUCAUGGAGCGCUCCUCUUGCUCUUCAUCCUGGCGUGCCUCCGCGGUGCGUACUCCGGUGGCGGCCGGAGCCGCUUCACCUCCAUAAUCAGCUUCGGGGACUCGUACGCCGACACAGGUAACUUGGUCAUGUGGGCUGAUCCCGUCCUUCCGGCUCUACCACUCAAGAACCUCCCCUAUGGCGAGACCUUCUUCGGCCACCCCACCGGACGAGCCACCGAUGGCCGACUGGUCCUGGACUUCAUCGCCGAUGCUUUGGGUCUGCCUUCCGUGCCGCCGUACCUCGCAAAGGCGAACAACUUCUCCGCCGGAGUAAACUUCGCCGUGGUAGGAGCGCCGGCUCUGAACCUGACAUACCUGCAGGGACUGAACUUGACCGUGAACCCUCCCAUCAACAGCUCCCUCCACGAUCAGCUCGUGUGGUUCCAGAAACUCAAGCCUUCCCUCUGCAAGGGACAAGGUACUGAUUGCUUUGGAAGCUCCCUGUUUGUCAUGGGAGAGUUUGGAGGAAAUGACUACAUAAGUUUCCUUCUGUCGAACAAAACUGUUGAACAAGCCAGACCUUAUGUUCCUCAAAUUGUCGACAGCAUUUCCAGAGGGGUAGAGGUACUAUGCUGUGCACAGGAUGGUUCAAAAGUCCAUUCUUCCUUUAAUUCCCACAAUUUACUACUCCAUCGACCUGUGUUUCCUUUUAAAUUUUUGUAUUCCGCAACGCAAGACUUCUUUGCCUUAUCCAUACACUGGCUGCGUCACGCCGACCCUUAA